Molecule: messenger RNA, 1174 nt
Organism: Prunus dulcis (almond)
Lineage: Eukaryota; Viridiplantae; Streptophyta; Magnoliopsida; Rosales; Rosaceae
Exons: 1
Coding region: 1-1149 (382 amino acids)
Source: RefSeq, a predicted model, not a curated record
AUGUCCAAGUCUAGUCUAGAAUCUGGAGAAAGUUGCAAAACUGGAAAUAAAGCUAGAGCUGAUUCUGGACAUGUUGAACUCAAUGGAGGCUAUCGCCUUAGGAGGUCUUCAAGAAAAAGGCAGAGUAUUUGUUACAAUGAAAAUCUAUAUCAUGAAGGUGAUUCUGUGUGUCCUCCCAAAAGGUUGAGGGACAGUAAUAUGUCCAGUGCUACUAAAAAGGAGCAUCAGAAUGCUGCUGUGACUGAUGGGGUAUUUACAAGGGAUAGGCCAACUGAUUCUGCUGCUGCAGCUGCCAUGGAUCGAUACAAGAAAGAACCGAAACAAAAAGCAAGUGCCUCUCAAGAAGAAAGGUUUUGCAGCAAAAAUUGCAAAACUGGUGAGUUUGAGUUGGAGGUAAAGAAAGCAGUAAUCCCAUGCAACAAUGAAACUAAGUACAGAGCUGAUGCUGCUUCUGGACCAAAUUCAUACAUUCCUGAUCCUGAAUUCAACAAGUUUGGGCUUGACGAGGAUAUGCCCAAAAACAUUUUUAGAGCUAAUCAGACAUGGGCUCUUUAUGCUCUAGAAGAUGGCAUGCCAAGAUUCUAUGCUCUUGUCAAGAAAGUGUACACCUCUGGAUUUAAGCUGAAGAUCACCUGGCUGGAGCCAAAUCCAAAUGACCAAGGUGAGAUUGCUUGGUGCAACAAGGAGUUGCCAGUUGCUUGUGGUAAGUACACACUUGGUCACAGUGAAGAAAUUACAAAUCAUCUUAUGUUUUCUCAUCAGAUGCACUUCAGAAGAGGCAGGGGCAGAAACUCUUUUCUGGUAUAUCCUAGGAAGGGAGAAACCUGGGCCCUCUACCACAACUGGGAUAUUGGAUGGAGUUGUGAGCCUGAAAAGCAUGUACCUAACAAAUUUGAAUAUGUGGAAGUCCUGCAAGAUUUUAAACAAAAUGUUGGCAUUGAAGUUGCUUACUUAGGCAAAGCAAAAGGAUUUGUCAGUCUGUUUAAGCAAACUGAGAUGCGCGGGGUUGUGUCUUUUCGAGUGCCGCCUAACGAGCUAUAUAGAUUUUCUAAUCAAAUUCCCUCUGUCAAGCUGACUGGUGAUGAAAGAGAUGGUGUCCCAAAAGGGUCCUUUGAGUUUGAUAUUGCUGCUUUGCCCCAUGAAUGCUGAAACUGAUGUUUUUUUUUUUUUGGUU